Ochotona princeps (American pika) is the source of this 549-nucleotide messenger RNA. RefSeq names its product mammaglobin-B-like. Bases 102 to 383 code for a protein of 93 amino acids. The record is from RefSeq and is a predicted model, not a curated record. The transcript is spliced from 3 exons. NCBI's taxonomy places the organism in Eukaryota, Metazoa, Chordata, Mammalia, Lagomorpha, Ochotonidae. Gene Ontology annotation, biological process: androgen receptor signaling pathway.
CUCCCUGGUGAAUAAAUAGAGCAAUUCUCCAUGAUCAUCUCCAGAGUGAAUUCCUUCAACUCAGCCACUUACGAGUGAAGAACAAUCAACAGCUGCUUAACAUGAAGCUGGUCGUGGUCCUCAUGCUGGCUGCCCUCCCCCUUUACUGCUAUGCAGGUUCUGGCUGCCAACUUCUGGAGGACGUAGUGGAACACACCAUCGAUCCAGAAGUGUCUGUGGAUGAAUACACAGAGUAUCUUGCCCCAUACAUCCACUCAGAAGCUACUAAAGAGGCUGUCGAAGAGUUCAAACAGUGCUUCCUCAGCCAGAGCAAUGAGACCCUGGCCAACGUUAGAGUCAUGGUGAAUAUAAUAUAUGACAGCGUGUACUGUGCUCCUUUUUAACUGUCACAAGGCCUGUUUCUCAGUGGAAUCCAGACUAUGUUCCGCAACCGUGUGCAGACUGCCAGAAACCACAACUCCAUUUCUUUUUCUCACUGUAAUCAUAAAGCUGCAAGACAAUUGUUGAAACCUGAAGUACAUUUGAUUUCAAUAAACUUCUUGCAAGGAA